AUGAUUGUAUAAAGAGGUUUACUUAGAUUAUUAGCUGCCAAGAACUGUUAAGCACUUAGAUGUUCAUUUUCCAGUUCUGCUGAACAACCCCAAGAAAAAUUAUUUAAUUUCACUUCCGAACAUAUCGUCACAAAGGAUUAAAUUGCAAAAGAUGAACAAUAUUAGGAAUUAGCUUUUAAAUUUGAAAGAGAAUGGUAGAAAAUUCAAAGAGAAACUGAAGAUAAAUAAAGACAAGCUCUUGAUGCUGAAUUGACUCCUGCUUAAAAAAAGAGAGUUGAAUUUAUUGCUGACGCUUUCAUUGAACUUAAUAUUAUGGAAAUUAGAUAUCUCAAUCAUACCCUUAAGGAACGUUUAAUUAAGACUACUGGUCUUUCUCCUCUUAAGGUUAAUAUUGACUGGCCUUCUCUUAAAUAGUUAGAAAACGGUUCCUGGCCUCCUGCUAACCCUAACUGGUUCCUUCAACAAGAAGCUAUUGCCAAGUUAUGGCCUGCUGGUUAAGCUGGUUUAUCAUAAUUAUUCGGUGGUAUGAUGGGUGGUGGUGCCGCUGGUGGCUCUGGUGCCCCUCAAGCUGCUGCCGCCGCUGCUGCUCCUGCUGCUGAAAAGCCUAAGGAAGAAGCUCCUAAGGAGAAACAAAAUUAUGAUGUCGAAUUAUCUGCUAUUGAUGCUGCUUAGAAAAUUAAGAUUAUUAAAGAAGUAAGAACUAUCCUUAACUUAGGUUUAAAGGAAGCUAAGGAUAUGGUCGAAAAGACUCCUUGCAUCCUUAAGUCUGCUUGUAAGAAGGCUGAAGCUGAAGAAUUAAAAGAAAAAUUAGCUGCUAUUGGCUGUACAAUCAAUCUCAUUUGA
This is a messenger RNA of Tetrahymena thermophila SB210, 843 nucleotides long. RefSeq names its product ribosomal protein L7/L12 carboxy-terminal domain protein. The record is from RefSeq and is a predicted model, not a curated record. Gene Ontology annotation, molecular function: structural constituent of ribosome. Lineage: Eukaryota; Ciliophora; Oligohymenophorea; Hymenostomatida; Tetrahymenidae. Gene Ontology annotation, cellular component: ribosome. Gene Ontology annotation, biological process: translation. The transcript is spliced from 4 exons.